AUGGCUAUUUCUACUCCUACCACCGGUGAAGCUGUCCAGCAGUUGGACUGUGCCGAUUUCGCUGGAGAAGACCCAAUUAAGCAAAAUGAGUUUUGUCUUAAGCUCGUCGACUCCCUGAGCACCUUGGGUUUCUUCAAGGUCAUUAAUCAUGGCAUCAGUGUCGAGGAAAUAAAGGAUGCUUUUGAGUGGAGCAAGAAAUUCUUUGAUCUUCCAUUAGAAACAAAGUUGAAGGUAGCCCAUCCUGCUGAGGCAAACCCCCACCGUGGUUAUAGCAUCCCUGGACAGGAGAAGGUGUCUCAAAUCGCAGAAUUUGAGAAAGGCAACCGGGAAGCAGUUCCAGUCUUUGAUAUGAAAGAAUCUUUCGAUUAUGGGCCCGCAGAAGACGAACGUUACGCCAACAAAUGGCCGGAUGAGACCGAUCUUCCAGGUUUCAGAACCUUCAUGGAACCUUUCUUCUACAAGUGUGACGAGGCCCACAUCAGACUUCUCAAAGCCCUGUCAAUAGGCUUAGGGGUUAACCCUACCAUCUUCAUGGAUGAUUCCCGUCAACAGAAUGGAUGCGAGCUGCGUCUGACUCACUAUCCAGCUUGUGAUCUGUCUAACAUAUCGCCAGGUGCCACGAGAAUUUCGGAGCACAAAGAUUUCGGUACACUCACUUUGCUCUUCCAGGAUUCCGUCGGAGGACUCGAGGUGGAAAGUCGUGCUAACCCGGGCUCCCAUAUUGCUGUUGAAUCUGAGCACAUGGGAGAAAUGAUUGUCAACAUUGGAGACUGCCUCCAGCGCUGGACAAAUGACAAGCUCCGCUCUACCGUCCAUCGGGUCGUCCUGCCACCGGGGACGGAAAGAUGGGCAGAUGCCAGAUAUUCAGUGGCCUACUUCGGUAAACCGAAUCGGUCGCAACUCGUCGGCACCAAGCCCGAGUUCUUGCCUGAAGGUACAGAAUCGAAGUACAGCAACAUAACUGCUUUUGAGUAUAACCAAGAAAGGCUUGGUUGGACCUACUAG
This is a messenger RNA of Truncatella angustata, 1005 nucleotides long. RefSeq lists its product as uncharacterized. The transcript is spliced from 3 exons. Gene Ontology annotation, molecular function: dioxygenase activity. The record is from RefSeq and is a predicted model, not a curated record. NCBI's taxonomy places the organism in Eukaryota, Fungi, Ascomycota, Sordariomycetes, Amphisphaeriales, Sporocadaceae. Bases 1 to 1005 code for a protein of 334 amino acids.